This is a messenger RNA of Schistosoma spindalis, 5163 nucleotides long. Lineage: Eukaryota; Metazoa; Platyhelminthes; Trematoda; Strigeidida; Schistosomatidae. The record is from the annotation of a GenBank genome assembly.
AUGCAGUUUCUCAGUACAGUUUGUGAUAGAGUUUCAUCUUUCAGUUCAAAUAUAUAUGAAGCCUUCUAUGAUCUUAUUAAGAAGUUCACUUCGUUUUACUCUAAAGUCCUUAUAAGUAUAAGAGAAGGUAUUUUGGCAGAAAUAUUCCCGAGCCUUCUUUUGUCGUAUAAUGCCGCGGUCCUCCUCAUACUGACUCUAUUUUUGCUGGGUCUGUCGACAUUUUUACUACUACGGCACUUAAACUCGCAUGUGCCUUUGCGUGUUAAAACCACUCAAGUUCCUCGGGGAUUUCGCCGAAGAGAUAAGAUCAGGUACCAUGCAAUCAGGUUCGGGCGCAAAUUCAGUGAAAUAACGGAGGAGUUAAAGAAGGUACAGACAAAGGAAGAACGCAGAACUACUAUCAUAAAUUUCGCUAGAAAAAUCUUCAAGUUGCAUGACAUCGAAAAGUCGCCGACGCUGGCCUAUGGUCGACUUCCUGAGUCUUUUUUUGAACCAGAUGAGGAAGAUGUCUCUUCAUUACCAGAAGAUCUCCGCUUGAUGAUAAGCUCGAUAAGGGUUUUUGGGCAACUGGAAAAAUCAUUUUUUAUCAGGUUUUGCAAAUUCAUUGAGACAAUCGAGCUAAAUGUAGGCGAGUAUCUGUUUCGUAUUGGUGAUGAAGAUAAAUAUGUGUAUGUUAUUCGUAGUGGUAGAAUCCAAAUCACUGUCACGGAACCGGAUGGAUCCAAGUGCAUCAUCGCUGAAGUUGGAAAAGGUGGGAGUAUUGAUAGUUUGCUAUCUGUUCUGAGUAUACUCACUGGUUAUCCUUCAACUUUUGAGUUCAUGGAAGCAGUCGCUUUGGAGCCCACAACAGUAUUAUGCUUACCGGUCCGAUCAUUUUUAGAAAUAUGCAAAACGCAAACACCUCUUUUUCGCAUUAUUCAGAUGAUCGCAGUUAGACUUCAGCGUUUAAGCUUCAACGCGUUACACACUUAUCUUGGCUUAAGUUCGGAACUAAUUAAUAAGGACUUCUCCCCUAUAUCUGGUUCAUCUGAAGCUCACGAAUUCCUAUGCAAGGUUUUUGAGAAGAGACCAUCAAUAAGAGACUUUAACGAAUUCGGUAAUAUUAGUUUAAAGUAUCCAGAUUUAGAUCUUACAUGUUCAAAAGUUAAAUUUUCCAUAUCGAAUGUCACAGAUAAUCAAAAGUCUAAAAAUUCUGAAUCAGAAUUAGAACAGGUUUUCACCUAUAAUGAUGAUCUGAAUUUAGAUUCAAUGUCUCAAUCUGGUGCACUUGAAUUAGGUGAAAGUCCUAUAUUCUACGAUCGGAAAAGGGCAUCACCUUCUAUAUUUUCACCUUCUCAACCACCCAGUCCGAAUUGUAAACAUCGUUUCACUAAUUUACGUCGGGCACGCUCUCUUGCAGAUACAUCUCGUAAAUUUCAGUUAAACUAUGACGAUGUAAAUGAUGUGAUAAAAGACAUUGGUAAUAAAAAUAACAAAGGAGAACCUUGUGAUUUUGUGAAAGAUGUUAAUUUUACCAAAAGUGAAUUAAAAGAAAUGAUAAAAUUUGCUGAAAAAGAUUUAGCUAAUCUAUUAAAUUUAACCGAUACCAGUAUCCUGCAUGAACAUGUUUCACUUACCACUGUUUCGUCUGAUUUUAUACUUUCAAGAGAAUGUGAAAUGCAAUUAGAAAUGUAUUAUGUAAUAUUUGGAGAAUUGAGAGCUUUCCAAUCAACUAAUGAUGGAUCUAAUAAUGAUGUCAUUACAAUGUUUAAAUGUGGACCGGGAAAAGCAGUUGGACUUUUGGGACUGAUAACCGGUGAACCAAAUAUUUAUGGAGUACAAGCUACUACAAAAACUAUUGUAGCCGUUUUAUCCCGUGAAACAUUUUACUCUGUAGUUCGUCAAUAUCCUAAGGCUUUGUUCAGUGUUACUCAUAUUAUUUCUUCUCAUUUAUCACCGUUAUUUCAUCAACUUGAUUUUGCUAUAGAAUGGUUGUCUGUUAAAUCAGGAAAGGCUUUAUAUAAGAAAGGAGACAUCGCAAAUCAUGUAUAUGUUGUUUUAAGUGGUCGAUUAAGACAAGUCGAUAAUAUGCCUGAUGGAGGUCAUCGUAUAGUCAGUGAAUUGGGGCGUGGUGAUCUCGUAGGUUUUCUUGAAGUCAUUAGUCAGCAAACACGAAUAUCUACAGUUAUGGCGAUUAGAGAUUCAGAAUUGGCUCAAAUUCCUUCACAUUUACUUCAUCAUCUUAAGAAUAAAGUUCCACAAGUUUUAACUCGUAUUAUUCAAUUAUUAUCAGAUAAAUUAUUGGGUAAUUUAACAACUAGUUCUAGUACGGCUAGUCAAUUGGGCAUGCCACUUCUACAUAUGACUAGUACAAAUUCUUUAGUUACCGGUGGAUUAGGUUAUACAACUGGUGGAAAUUCUAAAUUGGAUGUUUUAUAUAGUCCAUUGAAUAGUGGUGUUAUGACUAAUCUACGUACAAUUGCUAUAUUACCUACUACAACUGACAUUAAUGCUGAAGCAUUCACUUUGGAAUUACAACAUUCUAUGAGUUCGAUGGGAUCAUCUGUUCGUCUUACUUCAGAUAUCGUACUGAAACGUUUAGGUUCAUGCGCAUUCGAUAGCAUUAACCAGUAUAGACUUAGUACUUGGUUAAGUCAUCAAGAAGACUCACAUCGUAUUGUUUUCUUCGUUUGUGACUGUCAGCGAGUUUCAGCCUGGAAUCGUAUAUGCAUUCGUCAAGCUGAUUGCAUUUUGGUUUUAGCUUUGCAUUCGUCUGAUCCAGCGCGUCCCUCACCAAUAGAGAUGGCAUUAAAAAAUGAUCCAACAAAGGUUGCCAAAGUGCUUAUUCUUAUGUAUCCUUUAGAUACAGAUUAUACAGAAUCCGGUAAAACUGCAGUAUGGUUAAAUGCUCGACCAUGGAUUAGUCAACAUUAUCAUAUACGUUGUGAACCUCGUGUAUUUAUACCUCGUUCAAAGUUGAAUCUCAUCAAUUUUUAUACUAAAGUAUUUGCUCGUGAAAAACCUAAUCCACUAUCUGAUUUCUCUCGUCUUGCUCGUUACAUAGUAGGUGAAGCUGUUGGUCUUGUUCUAGGUGGUGGAGGAGCAAGAGGUUGUUCACAUGUUGGACUGAUACGUGCUUUUCAAGAAGCUGGGAUUCCAAUUGAUUUAGUUGGUGGUACAAGUAUUGGCUCUUUUAUGGGUGCUUUAUGGGCUGAUGAAACUCGCGUUGCACAGUUUACUCAAAGAGCUAGAAAUUUCACUAACUGUUUCAAUUCCAUAUGGAAGAAAAUAAAAGACUUCACUUAUCCUGCAGUGUCGAUUUUUUCUGGUAAAGAACUUAAUCGUCAACUUCAAUCGACAUUUCAUGACCGUCAAAUUGAAGAUUUUUGGCUUCCUUUCUUUUGUGUAACAACAGAUAUAACUAAUUGUAAAAUGCGUAUUCAUACACAAGGAUCGUCUUGGAGAUAUGUACGUGCAAGCAUGUCAUUAUCUGGUUAUUUGCCACCAUUAUGUGAUCCUUACGAUGGAAGUUUAUUGUUGGAUGGUGGGUAUACUAACAAUCUACCAGCUGAUGUGAUGGUAUGUUUUGGUGCGAAAACGAUUUUUGCUAGUGAUGUUGGUGCUGCUGUAGAGACUGAGCUUACAAAUUAUGGUGAUCAUUUAUCUGGUUGGUAUUUGCUAUACAAUCGAUAUUUCAGAGUUGGAACUCCUGUACUACGUAUCCCGAGUCUAACGGAAAUUCAGGCUCGUCUAGCUUAUAUUUCUUGUGUACGACAAUUGGAAUAUAUAAAAGCCAGUGGUAUAUGUUUUUAUCUUCGACCACCGGUUGAUAAGUAUUUAACUCUUCAAUUCUCUGCGUUUGAUGAAAUAGCCAAUGUUGGCUAUGAUUACAUUAAAUAUAUGCUUAAUACUUGGCACGAAGAAGGUCGCUUACAAAAUCUCAUACCAGGUGUGAAACUACAUAUUUCCUCUUUGACUGAAAUAUCUACAUGUGAAAUAGAUCCAUCAACUGCUCAGUUAACUCCAGUUCAUUCAACAGCAACUCAUAACUGGUUAACUCAGAGUUUUAGUGAUCAGCCCACAUUCAUUGAUCUAGCUGAAUGUGUAGCUAAAACAUCCAAAGGUGUGAGUUCUUCAGGUUCUGAUAGGUACUAUAGAACAGAUAGUACCAAUGUACAAAAUUUCCCUCAGUUACCUGAUAUGGCUAGUAAAAUUACUAUACCUGAUAUUUCUACCUAUACCAAUGCUACUGUUUCCAGUGGUAGCAGUAUAACUACUGUAAAGAAAUUUCCGAAACCUACGCACACCGUUGUUUCAGAUUCAACAUCACGAUAUUUUGAUACUGAUCACUGUUUACAGUCUGGAUCCAGUUCGAAAAUUUCAUCUUCAAAUGAACAACAUAGCAAGGAAGGACAAAAGCAUAUUUUCGACUUUUUGAAAAAUAAUCUGUCUUCCAAGAAUAGACGACGUUUUCUAAGUAAUUGUUACGAUUCAUCUUUAAAUGUUGGUAGCAGUUAUUCAUACCGAAAUUCAGACGUCUUAUGUAAUGUAAAUUGUGCUCCGAUCCAAAACAAUUUGUUUAAAAGUGGUGUCCACCCUAAUCAUUUACGGAAAUAUAAAUCUGAUUAUGGUCUACAAGCGUAUGACAACAGUCAAACAGGGAAUUUAAUUAUGAAUAGUGAUCUCGAUCCCGUGGUUAAUGCAUCUGCAAAAUCUGCACACGUUACUAAAUACAGUCUGUCUUCCUUUAGAUCUUUGGAAGAUGAUGGGUAUUUAGAAGAUGAUGAAAGUUCCACAGACUGUGCACAUUCUCCAGUCACAGCAUCUGAUCCCGAAUUAAGACAUGAUGUUUACCCCGAAUCCAGUAAUGCAGAAAAUAGGGGUUUGCGCCAGAGAUCAUCUUCUAUAUAUGGGCUUCCACAUUAUUUGUUACAUACAGAAGUAUCAAACAAGAGAUGUGAUUCACCGAAUUCUGAUAAUGUGAAAAAUCCGUCUAUCAUAAAGGGUCAACAAGGAAGUAAUGAUGCGAAUGUAUUUAUGAACAACCCAUUGCUUAAGUUAGAUAUGACAUCUGUACGUAAUCGGACGAAGCUAAAUCGCAAAAGACAUCACCGUUCAUCAUUAGAUCGAUUACGGACUGAUCGUGAUCGAGGGGCAGCAAACUCGCUUGUUAACCUACCAUAG